CCAUCACUUAUCGUAUCGGCCUGGGAUCGGACGAUCAAGAGAGUCCCAUUCCUAGAUACACUCGUCGCAAAGUAAACCAUGGCUUCCAGACGCGGCGUUGGAAUUGGCGCCUUCGCAAACCGAAAUCAAGCUUCCCAGUCAUAUGCCAAUCAUGGCGCAAACCUCCGCUCCAGUCACCUCUCCUCUCUGCAGACCCAACUGUCGGUCUUUCAGUCUCUAUUGCACAGCUUCGCUCUCGAACAUGGCCCGACAAUCAAGUCUAACCCGACUUUCCGUGCGGAAUUCGCGCGCAUGUGCAAUGCCAUCGGCGUUGACCCAUUAGCAGCCAGUAAUGUGAAGGGUAGAGGCAGCCGGAAGGGCCUCGUGCCCGGUCUGGCGGAAGGCGGCAGUUUCUGGACCCAGAUCCUCGGCGGAGAUAUGAACGAUUUUUAUUUUGAAGUCGCAGUGCGAGUUGUCGAAUUAUGUCGAGAAACCCGAAGUGAGAAUGGCGGUCUUAUUGGCGUCGAAGAAUGUCGAAAGAGGGUCGGUAGGGGGAAGGCAAUUGGUGGUGGACUCGAAGUCACAGAUGACGAUAUCUUACGAGCCGUGAAAUCACUCGAGCCCCUUGGAUCUGGCAUCAAUAUCAUCAGCGUCGGUAGCAAGCAAUUCAUCCGCUCAGUGCCCAAGGAACUGAACACCGAUCAAGCGACAGUCCUUGAAGUUAUUCAGCUCCUCAAUUUCGUCACCGUCUCUAUGCUACAGCUAAAUCUGAAUUGGGAGAAAGCGAGAGCUCAGACAGUCAUCGAUGACCUGUUGGCCGAUGGUCUAGUCUGGGUAGAUACCCAGUGCGAAGAGAAUGAGUACUGGUCGCCGCAGAAUCUGUUGGAUGAUAGUGGAUGAGGAGAAGGGUGUCUUCCUGAUAAGUUACUUUUGUCUCCCAUAUACGGGACUAUGAGAUGCCGGUGCGGAGUUGGGGUCAUACCAUAUAGGUGGAUAAACCACUAUCUGCAGGUGGUCCCUUGCACCUAGGUGCGGAACCAGACUAUCCUGAGUCCCCGACUGGGCCCAUGGAACCAUCGCCCUUGGAAUAGGCGUAACAGUGGUCUCACGGUCUGAAUAUGGAUACGAGGCGGUAUAUUUUGAUACCUGCUGACGGUGCCAGUUGUGACAGCUUCUCAGUCCGUUUAUGCCACCCUCAGCGGGAAAGACUGGCGCAGCUGCGCCAAGGGAGUUCUCAGCCAUGAUUACGACAUAUAUAUAGACUUCUAGUCUUCUGCAUCCUCAGAAAGAGCUCAUUGUGGAUAUACGGUGACCCAUUGCACUAGU
This is a messenger RNA of Paecilomyces variotii, 1305 nucleotides long. Its product is annotated as EAP30/Vps36 family-domain-containing protein. The transcript has 2 exons. The record is from RefSeq and is a predicted model, not a curated record. Gene Ontology annotation, cellular component: ESCRT II complex. Bases 79 to 879 code for a protein of 266 amino acids. Lineage: Eukaryota; Fungi; Ascomycota; Eurotiomycetes; Eurotiales; Thermoascaceae. Gene Ontology annotation, biological process: protein transport to vacuole involved in ubiquitin-dependent protein catabolic process via the multivesicular body sorting pathway.